UUUGAAUUUUGGCCAGUUUGAAUUUAGCGUUUGUUAUAGAUGUAUAGUUCCAGGAGAAACGAACUAAAGGAACGAAAGGUUGACAGAGAUUGGAGGCCCGGCCUAGGGAGCUAGGAGCUUUAAUAUUACCCAUAUCCGAUGUGCUGUCCGCACAAUCACGCGUAUCCUGAAGUAACAUAGAGAAUAAGACAAUUUCACUUUCUCCAGCUGACGGUGUUACAAUAUUGAGCUGUCAUAAUGAGCAAUUCCAGCUUGUCGGCUUCACAGAGCCUGCCUUGUGUUCUCUGUGGAAGGCAGGACGAUUGCCCCGAGAAAUUUGGAGAAAAAAAGACCUACAGUGAACACGAUCUAACAUUGCAUUACUAUUGUUUGUUGAUGUCCAGUGGUAUAUGGCAAAGAGGGGAAGAAGAUGAAGGCGUUUAUGGGUUUCUUGUCAGUGACAUUAAAAAGGAAAUAACCAGAGCCAGGAGGCUUAGAUGCUCUGUCUGCAAGAUGACUGGAGCUUCAAUAGGUUGUGUGAUUCCCCGCUGUAAACGCAGCUAUCAUUACCCCUGUGGGGUGGAGAGAAAGUGCAUCUUCCAGUUUACUGAAAGCUUCAGGACGUACUGCUGGGAUCAUAGGCCUGUCCAGAAUGUUCCCUUAAUGGAAAAGGACAGUUCCUUACCAUGCACUAUAUGUUUGGAGCCUGUGGAGCCCCGGCCUUCAUACGAUGUUCUUUGCAGCCCAUGCUGCAAAACCGCUUGGCUUCACAGAGAAUGCCUGCAGUACCAGGCGUUGAGUGCUGGGUUAUUUUUCUUCCGCUGCAGCAUGUGCAACAACAAAGACAAAUUCCAACGUGAGAUGCUUCGCAUGGGGAUACAUAUUCCUGAGAGAGAUGCAUCGUGGGAGCUGGAGGAGAAUGCUUUCCAGGAACUAUUGGUGCGAUAUCAGCGCUGUGAUGUGAGAAAGUGUUACUGUCGAAGUGGCCGGGAGUAUAAUGAACCAGAUAGUGAGUGGGAGAUUUUCCUGUGCCAGUGCUGUGGGUCCAGCGGCACUCACCGUGCCUGUUCCUCUCUUCAGCAGUUGGUGCAAAGCUGGGAAUGUUCAGAGUGCCAGAGUAUUGUCUACACUCCAGGAAAAGAUAAGAGAUCUCAUCUUGGUGUUGAGCAGCCAUCUCCUAAAUGCCCCAGACCAUCGACAAGCCCUAGGAGCAAGGUUCAGUUUCGUCAGAUACAGCCACGUAUCAUGCCACUUGUCGAUAUCCUGCAGGAGCUCCGACAGCAGAUCAACAGAGAUUCAGUUUGCACACUGUGUGUAAAAAAGCGAUCAUUUUGGAGCACUUCUGUUAAAGGGUUCCGCAAGGGCAGUUUCUCUCCCUCCCGCACUCUCCAGGUGAAGUUCACAGAGAGCAACCCAAGAGAUGCGAACUUGCCACAGCAAAUGCCAGUAGCUGAGUUUUUUAAGCUGUUGCUAAGUACAUUAGAGAAUUCUUCUCUGUUUGAGGGAUCUGAACACAAGAAUAUUUCAUUAAACUUAGACGCACAGAGUGAUAACUUGUACUAUGAAGCCGGCAGAAUGAUUGCAGUAUCUCUGGUUCAUGGAGGGCCAGCUCCGGGCUUCUUCUCCCACACGCUUUUCUCCUGCCUUGCCAAUGAGCCCCAGCACGUACAGCCAGUGUUAGAAGACGUGGCUGAUCCCAAUGUAGCACAGGCUAUAUUAACGAUCCAGUCCUGCCGCACCAUUGCAAAACUAAAGUCUGUAAUUAUCAAUUACUUGGACUAUUUGCUGGAAACCGAUAAUCUUCAACUUGUGCAAAGCGUAAGUGACAAGUUUUUACUUAUCAAGCAAAUACUGGCUCAUCACGUCAUCCGCAGGGUUCAAGCACCAUUAGAAAGCUUUAAGGAAGGUAUGAAGACCCUUGGUGUGCUGGAGAAAAUUCAAGCAUAUCCUAGUUCCUUUUGGAGCAUCCUGUGUUUGAAGCCAGAGAAGCUUACUUCUAAAAUUAUGUUGGACCUCUUUACUAUCAAAUUUAAUAUACACAUCUGCCCUGAUAAGCGGAAUGAAGUCACCAGCUUUUGGGCUGAUUACCUGGAAGACUCAGAAGAAGGGACAGCUGCCAAUUCCCUAGAGGAGAUUUUAAGAUUUGCAACUGGACUGGAUUCUAUUCCGCCUGCAGGUUUUGAGCCACAGCCUUGCAUCGAGUUUAGCAAUGGCACUGUCCCAACCUCACGCAAAUGGGCUAACUGUAUUCACCUUCCUGUGUUCUCCAACUAUUCAGAAUUUCAGAGAAGUAUGGACCAGGCUAUUGGAGCUUCAAGAAUAGCAUAACCAUUGGACAUCUUUUUCAAUGCACUAAGAGCAUUUUAAAGCCCUAAAUGCUGCUGUAAUUUGCUCAGACUUAUGUCUAAUGACAAGCCAUUGGAGUUUGGGAUAUUUUGGAUAUUACAAGAUCCCAGAACAAUGUUAAACACAAACAGUGCAAUUUCCUUGGACACUUUCUUGUAUCAUUGGCGUAGACCUCUUUUUCACUUUCUCAGGAAUAAGUAAUGAAUCUCUGUGGUGUGUGCUGAAGCCUUGCUCAUGUUUGAAUCACUGUAACGAUGGAAUGUGGGCUUCCACUUCAGAUCAGUAAAACUUGAUUGGUGUAAGAAGUUGUUGGAAAGUACUGCAUUUCUUAAUGAUGCCUUUCUCAAGUGCCAAAAUCCUAAGACAGAUUCAUAUUUUACAUGAUUUCAGUAUUCCAUUUAAAAUGAAUCUGUAGCGAAUAUAUAUAUAUAUUUUUUUUUUAACAUAAUUUCUUAAACAAUUUAAACCAGAGUUGUUUUUGAGUGGUUCAAUAAACAGACGUUGCUUUGUUUUGCUCAUCUUUGAAGUUGCUGAAAUGCCUUUAUAAAUGAGUUAAAAUGAAAUAAUUUACCAUAUGAGGUUAUUUUAUCCGUGGCACUUGAGAUCUGUGAGGUAUGAGCAAAACCGGUCCUGAAGAGGCAACUUUAAAAGUUUGGAUUUCUUAAAAUAGUAUUUUAAUGCCUUUUCAAAUCCGUUUACAGAAAAACUAAAAGUGGUGAGCUGUAACAAUGUCCAUAUUUAAUUCAUGUCUUCUGUAGCAGAAUAGACUAAGUAAAUGAGAGAACGAAUUGUUUUUUUGUUUGUUUUUUAAUAUGAAAAGGGGGUUUUCUGAAUCUCAUUCUGAAUAAACACAUUAUAGUGAAACAAAUUACAUGCUCUUAUUUGUUAAUCACUAGCGACCCUCUGUGGGGUAAACACAUAGGUAAAGUACCUUCAGGAGCUGCAGAGAACUGCUGGUCCAGAGCAGAAACUGCUGAUAACCCAAUCAGCAGAACUAGUUGCACAACUCGGCUCGGUGGCAGUUUUUACUCAAUACAUGCAGUUACUGAGCGGUACUUUAACUACUUUGCAGGGUUAAACACAUAAAAAAAUAAAAAAUAAAAAAAUCACUAUAAUGGCCCCUUUAACAUAUUUACUCUCUUUUGAGGAUGCCCACUAUUUUUUUUUUUUUUUUUUUUCUUUCUAAUUUGUGUUCUGUGUGAUGAUGCAACCUUACUAGAGGAACUAUCUGGUAUGUUUCAUGCAGUCUCAUUCACAAACCAUUUUAUAAUCCGUGUGAGAUGAACCGGGAGAGCUGUGAUAAAUUUGUGUCUAAGCUACCAAUCUGAAUAAACAGAUUGGCUUGUAAUAUAUUUAUAUGUUCUGUUUUCAAUGUGUGCUAACUUAAUGUGAGUUUGGGUCUAGGGCAAAUUCCUAGUGGAACCUAUAUAGGAGGUUUUCAAUGUGUCAUUUAAAAAAAAAAAAAACCUGAACUUGCUCUGACAUACCGUAUUUCUUGUACUGUAUGAUUUCUUGUGUUGUCUGAUUUUAUUUUUUAAGAUGCUUAAAGUGAGUCUUAAAACCCUUUUUAUUUUCGUCUGUUUUUGUUAUAUCUUGAAACAUACUUUUACAUUUUAGUUUUUGUUUAAUAGUAUGAGGGUACUUUUUUUUUUUUUUUUUUUAAAGAUUUAGAGAACACGACAGAGGUACAUAACCUAUAACAAUAAAAAUAUUGGGUUAGUUUAUAAAGAAUAAAAGACAGAGGUCUAUCGUUUUCUUGUUCAACAGAAAUGUAUGGUCUUAUUUGCAACAUUUUGGCUAAUAUUUUCUUUAAGUUUGCAUUAACAAUCUUACCAUAAUUGAUAUGUGUAUGUGUGUUUUUUUAACUCGAGGUCUGCUUAGACAAACUGAUCUGCCAUAGGAUAUUUAUGUACUUGAAUUUCAUUUAUCAUAACAUUUUUCCAGCCUCUGCUAAAUAUUAUAUUAUGUACUACAAUUUUCGUAUGUUAAAAUGUUUUAAUGCACAAAAACUGUUUGUUCACCCAUGAUCUAAUAAAUUUAAGUGUGUCUCUAAUUUGUGGUUUGUUUUCUCCAGGUUUGUGAAAUCGUUGUUUCCUUAAAGUGCUGUUUUACUCUUAGAAUUGUGAAUAAAAUACGUAAAUGGACAUGAAACCCCAACAUCUAGAUUGUAAGUUCCCACGGGAACAGGGCCCUCAAUUCUCCCUGUAUUUGUUUGUUAAACUUUGGUGUCUUUUAUAUUGUACUGUACUUUUAUUUUUGUACCCAUGGACAGCGCUGCGGAAUCUGUUGGCGCUUUAUAAAUAAAAAAUAAUAAUGUUUAAAGUUUCAGAUAAA
Messenger RNA from Bombina bombina (fire-bellied toad), 4659 nucleotides. It is a transcript of the gene G2E3, whose product is annotated as G2/M-phase specific E3 ubiquitin protein ligase. Gene Ontology annotation, molecular function: ubiquitin-protein transferase activity. NCBI's taxonomy places the organism in Eukaryota, Metazoa, Chordata, Amphibia, Anura, Bombinatoridae. The record is from RefSeq and is a predicted model, not a curated record. The transcript has 16 exons. The coding region runs from base 238 to 2307 and encodes 689 amino acids. Gene Ontology annotation, cellular component: nucleus.